Pseudovirgaria hyperparasitica is the source of this 2818-nucleotide messenger RNA. RefSeq lists its product as uncharacterized. Gene Ontology annotation, biological process: regulation of DNA-templated transcription. The transcript is spliced from 6 exons. The coding region runs from base 66 to 2633 and encodes 855 amino acids. Gene Ontology annotation, molecular function: transcription cis-regulatory region binding; zinc ion binding; DNA-binding transcription factor activity, RNA polymerase II-specific. Gene Ontology annotation, cellular component: nucleus. Lineage: Eukaryota; Fungi; Ascomycota; Dothideomycetes; Acrospermales; Acrospermaceae. The record is from RefSeq and is a predicted model, not a curated record.
CAUCGGAAGUUGCAUCGUGACCGAUGCCCGACACCGACAUAAAACUUAUCUAAAUCAGUCUGGAUAUGUCGACGGACAUCUCGAUCGACCCUGAACUGUUUUCAGGCCGUUCGCAGCAGUAUGACAACCGACCCUCCGCGCCCGCAACUACCAGCGGCGGAAAUGACUCACACCCCUAUUUCCUCCCACCUAUGAAUGCCAACAACCCGAUAGAUCCUGGCCUGAAUCAAUUUACACCCGGCGGAGCUUCGAAUGCAAGCCACGGCGAGAGACAUGACCAUGACGACGAGGAGGAGCAUGGCGGUGAUCCGGGAUCCGUUAGUGCCCAACAGCACGGCGGCGAUGAUGCGAAGCGAUCUCGCGCAUGCGAUAACUGCAGAACUCUAAAGGUGCGAUGUGAACCUGCGGAUGAUCCGAAUGAUGCCCUGUGUAAGCGAUGUAGACGGACGAAGAAGAAUUGCGUCACAACGCCAGCUUCAAAGAAGCGACAGAAGAAGGACGUGAGCUUGAUAACGCAACUCAAGCAGCAAGUUGACGAGCUUAGUGCUGUUGUACGCGCUCAAGCUGCGCAGCAAGUCACUCAAGCAUCGCAAGAAAGUAGUUACCCGAGUUAUCCGACCUUUGGUUCCACUCCGAACUUCCCAGCACCGAGUCUGUCGUACAACUCAAGCGCUCACCAGACUCCCUCUGCCCAGACUUUUGCAACACCGGCAAGAACCUGGUCCGAACGACAAAGCCAAGACUCCCCUCAAAGUCCUGGGCACAAGAAAAGGCGGAUAGAGGGCAAUCCGCACAAUGGCUCGUCAGCAAAAUCCUCGCCACCAGACCCUCCCUCUAUGGCACCUGGAGCACAGAAGCCCUUGGUCUUCGAUCAUUCGAAUAUCAUAAAACGUAUUGAUGAAAUAUUGGGGGUCGCAAUGGCCGAGGUGGUGUUUGAACGUUAUAAAACAGACAUCACCACGCAUUUCCCAGCAGUUGUCUUAGCACCAGGUACCUCCGCGAAAGAGAUGCGCGAAAAGAAACCGCUGUUAUUCCUCUCUAUAGUAACCGCGGCGUCCUUCUCGUUCACAAAAAAAGCCGUCAGUCCUACGACACAAAAUGAACUUGUACAACUCUUCAAAGAUCAAUGCGCCGACAUCAUAUGGCGCAACGGAGAAAAGUCUUUGGAAAUCGUACAGGCGCUUCAAGUAGGAGUAUUAUGGUACAGGCCACCUCCCCACUUUGAGCAGCAUGCUUUCUACCUCAUGGCAAAUACAGCGACUGUUAUGUCCCUUGACUUAGGCUUGGGUAAGAAGGUGAAUGCUCAUCAGAUGAAGAUGAACCAAGGACCAUUUCGAAGAGUAGUACCAGACUCUGGCUCACCAGAAGCUCGGAGAGCACUGCUUAUAUGCUACUAUCUUGCGCUCAGCAUCACAAUGGUCAUGCGCCGGCCGAUUCUUCUUCGAUGGUCGAAAUUCAUGGACGAGAGUAUAGAGAUGUUGGAGACGUCUCCGGACGCAUUGGCUACAGAUCGUUUGCUCUGCUAUCACGUGAAGCUGAUGAAACUCGCGGAAGACAUCGCGACACAAUUUUCCAUGGACGACCCUACCGCUGCUGUGACAAUGCAAGAUUCGAAAGUGGUGUACGCUGUAAAUGGUUUCAAGCGGCACUUACAGGAUUUGAAGUCACAGCGCAGUAAAGACGCUACUGACCCAUUGGUCACACUAUCAGAGCACGUACUGAAUCUGUAUAUUCACGAAGUUGCUUUGCACACAACUCAAAAUACCGAAGAUUUUCGCCCACCAUUCAUGGGUGACAACCUCAGGGCACAUGAAGCGCAUCAGAUCCAUGGCCCAGCGCAUGUCGAAGCUUUGGGCCAGUGUCUAGACUCUUGCCAUGGUAUCUUGGAUAGCUUCAUUGAUAUGACUUUUGCUCAACGCUGCACAAUGCCUGUCAUUUUCUGUGUACGCAUCGUAUAUUCAAUUGUCUGUCUCAUGAAGAUGUGGGUCGCUAUCAAUGGGCCCGGCAAUAUCAGCUCUGUUAUCGACCAAAAGGACUUGAAGGUUGACAGUUACCUCGAUCGAGUGGUCGAUACCUUUGAGACGUAUGUCGCAAACGAGGGACAAGCGCCCCACGGAAAGUUCUUCUUUAUUUCCAAGCGCCUGCGUACCAAGUUCAAGCAAAUCAAAGAUGGCGGUGCCAGAAAUCCUGACGGUUCUGUCAAUUUCUGUCCAGCCGGCGAUGACGCUCCGCAGACCAAUCCCCAAGAACAAAAUGUAUCUGCAUCCUCUAAUUCUGCGCCACAUACGCAAAACCAAGCCACAAGGUUACGACUACUAUCAGAGGUUGCAAUGGGCAAUUCACCCCAUACGCAGCAGCGUUCGUCGAUACCACAGGCACAAUUCCCGCAACAACCGCAGGCUCAACAUGGCCAAAUGCCUGGCCAGAACGGAUGGUAUGACAAUCAGCAGACAUACACCGACUUCUCAGAUAUCACCUUUGACCCAAAUCUCGAUGUCAGUAUGAUCGAUUUCGGCAGCUUAGGGAUGAUCAACACAGACUUUUCGGGUAUGAUGACGACUGGCGCGAGUUGGAUGUAUCCUCCAUAUAAUGGUGACAUGGAUCCCAAUGCCCAGGCGCUGAGUGGCUUUUAGCGAGAGGACAUGUUUAUUCGUUUCCCAUCGGUUGCACUCUCCGAGGAGUUGGUGGUUAAUUGUAGUUAUGGCGUAAAGGUUCCAUUAUGGUAUAAACAUAUGGCUGCUGCUGCCCAUCCAGUAUAUCCCGCAGCCUUGUUCCACAUGGAACUAUUAGUUCAAUCGAAAGCAACUCUUCAAAGUCC